Messenger RNA from Lepus europaeus (European hare), 4497 nucleotides. It is a transcript of the gene PCDH20, whose product is annotated as protocadherin 20. The coding region runs from base 1 to 2859 and encodes 952 amino acids. The transcript is spliced from 2 exons. NCBI's taxonomy places the organism in Eukaryota, Metazoa, Chordata, Mammalia, Lagomorpha, Leporidae. Gene Ontology annotation, molecular function: calcium ion binding. The record is from RefSeq and is a predicted model, not a curated record. Gene Ontology annotation, cellular component: plasma membrane. Gene Ontology annotation, biological process: homophilic cell-cell adhesion.
AUGCGCGGCCGAGGGAAUGCGCGCAGCCCGCGAGCCCUGGCAGUGAGCUGGCGCCCGGCGACCUGGCACCCGCGCCUGGAUAUGGGGCGCCUACGUCGUCCCAGAAGCAGCACCAGCCACAGGAACCUGCCGCAUCUGUUUCUGUUUCUCCUGUUCGUGGGACCCUUCAACUGCCUGGCGAGUCACAGCCGCGCCACAGAGCUUCUGUACAGCCUGAACGAGGGACUGCCCGCGGGAGUGCUCAUCGGGAGCCUGGCGGAGGACCUGCGGCUGGUGCCCCGCGCCGCCAGCAGACAGGACCAGCAUUCGCAGCCGCCAGAGCGCACCAGGGCCGAGUGGAAUCCGCCUCUCUCUUUCAGCCUGGCCUCCAGCGGACUGAGCGGCCAGUAUGUGACCCUAGACAACCGCUCUGGGGAGCUGCACACUUCUGCCCAGGAGAUCGACAGGGAGGCCCUAUGUCUUGACCGGGGUGGAGAGGCUGCCUGGGGCGGCAGCGUUUCCAUCUCUUCCUCUCCAUCCUCUGACUCUUGCCUUUUACUUCUGGAUGUGCUUGUCCUGCCUCAGGAAUACUUUAGGUUUGUGAAGGUGAAAAUCGCCAUCAGGGAUAUCAACGACAACGCCCCCCAGUUUCCUGUUUCCCAAAUUUCUGUCUGGGUCCCAGAAAAUGCACCUGUAAACACCCGGCUGGCCAUUGAGCAUCCUGCUGUGGACCCAGAUAUAGGCACUAACGGGGUGCAAACCUAUCGCUUACUGGACUACCAUGGCAUGUUCACCCUGGACGUGGAGGAGAAUGAGAAUGGGGAGCGCACCCCCUACCUGAUUGUCAUGGGCUCUUUGGACAGAGAAACCCAGGACCAGUACGUAAGCAUCAUCAUUGCCGAGGAUGGUGGGUCUCCACCACUGUUGGGCAGUGCCACACUCACCAUCGGCAUAAGUGACAUUAAUGACAAUUGCCCUCUAUUCAUAGACUCACAAAUCAAUGUCACUGUCUACGGGAAUGCUACAGUUGGUACCCCUAUUGCAGCUGUCCAGGCUGUGGACAGAGACUUGGGGACCAAUGCUCAAAUCACAUACACUUAUAGCCAGAAAGUUCCACAAGCAUCCAAGGAUUUAUUCCAUCUGGAUGAAACCACGGGAGUCAUAACACUUUUCAGUAAGAUUGGAGGAAGUGUUCUACAAAUGCAUAAGCUCACCAUUCUUGCAAAUGGACCAGGCUGCAUCCCUGCUGUGAUCACGGCUCUAGUGUCCGUUAUCAAAGUCAUCUUCAGACCACCUGAAAUAGUUCCUCGUUACAUAGCCAAUGAGAUAGAUGGUGUGGUCUAUCUGAAAGAACUGGAACCUGUGCACACACCUGUUGCAUUUUUCACCAUAAGAGAUCCGGAAGAUAAAUACAAGGUCAACUGCUACCUGGACGGUGAAGGGCCGUUUAGGUUAUCACCCUACAAGCCGUACAAUAAUGAAUAUUUGCUAGAGACUACAAAAUUAAUGGACUAUGAGCUGCAGCAGUUUUAUGAAAUAGCUGUGGUGGCCUGGAAUGCUGAAGGAUUUCAUGUCAAAAGAAUCAUUAAAGUGCAACUUUUAGAUGACAAUGAUAAUGCUCCUGUUUUCCUACAACCCUUGAUAGAACUAACCAUUGAAGAAAAUAAUGCACCCAAUGCCUUUUUGACCAAGCUGUAUGCCACAGAUGCUGACAGUGGAGAGAGAGGCCAAGUUUUGUAUUUUCUGGGACCUGAUGCUCCAUCUUAUUUUUCCUUAGACAAUGUCACAGGGAUUCUGACCGUCUCUACCCAACUGGACCGAGAAGAGAAAGAAAAGUACAGGUACACCGUCAGAGCUGUUGACUGUGGAAAGCCACCCAGAGAAUCAGUAGCCACUGUGGCUCUCACGGUGUUGGAUAAAAAUGACAACAGUCCUAGGUUUAUCAACAAAGACUUCAGCUUUUUUGUGCCAGAAAAUUUUCCAGGAUAUGGUGAGAUUGGAGUGAUCAGUGUUACGGAUGCAGAUGCUGGGCGAAAUGGAUGGGUGGCCCUCUCGGUGGUGAACCAGAGUGAUAUUUUUGUCAUAGAUACAGGAAAGGGCAUGUUGAGAGCAAAAGUCUCUUUGGACAGAGAACAGCAAAGCUCCUAUACCUUGUGGGUUGAAGCUGUUGAUGGGGGUGAGCCUGCCCUCUCCUCUACCACAAAAAUCACAAUUCUCCUUCUAGAUAUCAAUGACAACCCUCCUCUUGUUUUAUUUCCUCAGUCGAAUAUGUCUUAUUUGUUGGUACUGCCAUCUACUCUGCCUGGCUCCCCAGUCACCGAGGUCUAUGCUGUGGACAAAGACACAGGCAUGAAUGCUGUCAUAGCUUACAGCAUCAUAGGCAGAAGAGGGCCUAGGCCUGAGUCCUUUCGGAUUGACCCUAAAACUGGCAACAUCACUUUGGAAGAGGCCUUGCUGCAGACAGAUUAUGGGCUCCACCGCUUACUGGUGAAAGUGAGCGACCACGGUUACCCUGAGCCUCUCCAUUCCACAGUCAUGGUAAACCUGUUUGUCAAUGACACAGUCAGUAAUGAGAGCUACAUUGAGAGUCUUUUAAGAAAAGAACCAGAAAUUAACAUAGAGGAGAAAGAACCACAAAUUUCAAUAGAACCGACUCAUCGGAAGGUAGAAUCGUUAUCCUGCAUGCCCACCUUAGUAGCUCUGUCUGUGAUAAGCUUGGGUUCCAUCACACUUGUGACAGGCAUGGGCAUAUACAUCUGCUUAAGGAAAGGGAAGAAGCCUCACAGGGAAGACGACAAUUUGGAAGUACAAAUCCCACUAAAAGGGAAAAUUGACUUGCACAUGAGAGAGAGGAAACCAAUGGAUAUUUCUAAUAUUUGAUAUUUCACUGUGGAAUAACAACAGAAGGUGUUUUAAUUGACUCUGGAGAGUCUUGUUCACCUGAAUAAGAGUGUGUCGAUGGCAGCUCCAAUGAAGGACGACUAAUUUAUAACUUGUACUAUAUUGUAAAUAGCUGUUUACAGAUUUUUAAAAUCAAAUCCAGAGGUUAUACAAUGUGUACAGCGUUUUUAAAUGAAAGUUAGUACUAACAGCUAUAGAAAUGUUAUAAUGAAACGUAAAAAAAAAAAAAAAGCUUGGACAUGAUUUGCAGCUUUCAUAAACCAAGCAGAUGAUUGAUAAAACCUGGGAUUAAGGUAAGAAAAUAGCACUUUUUUCUUUUGGUCUAAAAAGUCCUUUCACCACAAGAGGGCAUCAGUUUCUCCUUUACAGGGAACUGAGGUAUUGUACAUGACAGUUGUUGUACAUGAAAUUAAUGAAAGAGUAUAUUUUAAAUACAUUGUUUUUAACAUUAAAUUAAUAGGAACUUAAAGUAAAUGGAAUUUUGAUCUACUUAAAUAUAUGAUAAUAAGGAAAAGAAAUGCACUUAUAAACAGAAUGUUUUUACCUCACAAGUACAUCAUGUAUAGUUUGAAAGAGAAGGCAUUAAAUUAAAAAGUGCAAUUCAUUUUUAGCAAGGAUAAAAGCAUUGCCAUGUGUUACAAAGUCGACCUGCUGAAGAGCAUUUCACUUUCUGUGUACUCAAAUUGCUUUCCUUUUGCUUUACCCCUGCACUAUUUUGACAGGGGAAUAUAUAUAUACAUACAUAUAUAUAUAUUUCCUGCAGAAAAUUUAAUUAGAAAUUGUGCCCAAGAAAAACAGCCAGAAGUAAGGAAAUGUUUUAUUCCUUAUUUGCUGAAGAGGUGUCCAUGGCAUUCUGAUGUUUUCACAACUUCUCAGUUGUGCUGUAACUUGGGUAUAUAUUUGAGUUUUAUGUUUUAACUCAUUCGUCACUUUAGAAAAUAAAGUUAAAUUAAAAUUGGAUUAUUCUAAAAGCUAAUGUACAGUAUUGGUUGUUUCAGUUUUACAUUUUAUAUGAAACUUAUAUUUAUCUCUUUGUCGUUGCUGAUGUUUGUUGACUACCAUUUCUUGCUUUCCUUCUUUGGCUUUGGAUUAAAUCCAAGCGUUUUUUGUAAGCCCAGCAGUAGAUUCUUUUGCUAACUGAGCUUUUACAGAAUUUCGCAGUGAAGAAAGCUGGUAACCAGUGAUAUAUCACUUUCACUUCAUUGUGUAAGCUUGAAAUUUUAUUUUGUAUGAGAACUAUAGCAAAAUUAUCUGUAUAAACACGGAAUGUAAGUGUUAGCUUAAACUGGAUCAUUUUACUCUUUGGCACAUGUGUCUGUAUUGUACCAAAAGUGUUUAUAUGUCUACAAAUUAAAAGUAUAUAUUUUCAUAAUUUCUUUCUCAUUUUUACCAUUUUUGAACAGGCUGUUGUUCUUUCACAAAAGUGCCUGUUUCUUGGCAUUCUUUGUUUUUAGGAUAAGAUGUGAGUAAACCAUCAUAUUCUGCUAUGCUAACAUUUUUAUUAAACCAAUUCAUUAGUCAUUUAAACAUUGGAUAAGUCUUUAAAUAUGUAUGUGGUUAUAGACAUAAAGUAGCAAGAGAAUAUGUCUGUAAGUUUGAUAUAAAUUCAAAUGAAAA